AUGGACUUGAAAAACCUUUCAAGCAAUUGGAAGAAACUCCAGGGGACGUUGCAGAAAAAAGAUAACGUCUCCGCCUCCGCUCCGAAACGCAAACCCUCCGAACGCGAGUCCCAGAAUGGUGCUGUGAAGAAGAGGAAGAGGGAAGAUAAACCGAAAACAAAGAAAUCAGAUCGCCAUACCCAUUCGACAAAAAAGAAGAGGAUGUCUGAGGGAGGGGAAACUUGUGGAGCUUCAGAUUCGGCUUCGCGGAGGAAUUCUGCUGCAGUAGGAACUGCGCCGGAAAAGGAAGAUUUGCCCAUGGCCAAGAUAAAUGAAGGCCGCUCACCAAGCGCUGAACUAGGCAACUAUGUAGCCAUCGACUGCGAAAUGGUGGGUGUUGGGCCCAAUCCCGAUCACGACUCGGCUCUCGCGCGUGUUAGUAUUGUCAACUUCCACGGCGAACAAGUUUACGACUCAUUUGUGAGACCCAAGGAGAUGGUGACGGAUUGGCGGACGCACGUUAGCGGGAUAUUGCCCAAGCACAUGGUGGAGGCACGGUCAUUUGAGCAGGCCCAAAAGGACGUUUCUGAUAUUCUCGAAGGACGGGUACUGGUGGGACAUGCCGUUGGUAAUGACUUGGAUGCGCUGCUCCUCGGCCAUCCCAAGCGCGACAUCAGAGACACAAGCAAAUACCCGCCGUACCGCAAGAUUGCAGGCGGUGGCUCUCCGCGAUUGAAAGUGCUGGCUUCCGAGUACCUGGGGCUGAAUAUCCAAACGGGAUCGCAUUCUAGUGUGGAGGAUGCGCGGGCUACAAUGAUGCUGUAUCGGCGGGAGAAGAAGGGGUUUGAGGCGGAGCAUUCGAAAAAAUGGCCAGUUCGUGUGGUCGUAGAGAAGCAAGAGACUGGGGGGGACCAGAAGAAGAAGAAAAAGAAGAAGAAGACCCGUAAGAGGUGA
Aspergillus chevalieri is the source of this 933-nucleotide messenger RNA. RefSeq names its product putative 3'-5' exonuclease (gene rex4). The record is from RefSeq and is a predicted model, not a curated record. The coding region runs from base 1 to 933 and encodes 310 amino acids. The transcript is spliced from 2 exons. Gene Ontology annotation, biological process: ribosomal large subunit assembly; rRNA processing. Lineage: Eukaryota; Fungi; Ascomycota; Eurotiomycetes; Eurotiales; Aspergillaceae. Gene Ontology annotation, cellular component: nucleus. Gene Ontology annotation, molecular function: nucleic acid binding; 3'-5' exonuclease activity.